CAUGGCUGUUCUCCGCGCAGCCCGGCACCCUGUAGUGGAGAAGGUGACAUCUGUGACUCCGCGCAAAGGGAGCCCGAUCCAGGCGCACCUCGUUGGAGUUUUCCUCGCAGCUCCGCUCCCAGAAUUGACAGAAUAAUUACUCCUCAAACUCAGAUCAGUUCAUUUUCUUCCAUCUUUUGAUCGUUUUUGGGGUUUUGAUGUUUUUUUUACAAGGACACCUGCGAAUCAGACAUUCUUAUCAGUGAGGAUGCUGCUGUGGGCAAGCAGCACGACUGACACAAGAUCAAGAUCAGACAUCUGCUGACAUAUGAGAAGUGUCAUUCUUCUUUACACAUCAGACCUGACCGUCGGUUGACCUUUUUCAUUAACGAUCAACGCCACUGAGGCGCACUUGUUGACGCGUCUCACCGCCCGGCCAGACAAGUUGGCAAUCAAACACGAAACAACUGAAUGGAGGCCAAUGGUUGCCUGAGCCCGCUCGCACGCAAAAGCAAGAUGCUGCUUCCAAAUGUUCUAUUUUAUCGCUCAAAGCUGCAAAAAAUUUAGAACGUUCUCUGAGACGCAGCUGUUUCUGUGAGGAAGCAGCUUAAAAAGAAGAAGAAAAAAGAGGGGGAAGAGAAAUUGUACAAAAAACUAUAAAGAAAAGAUCAGCAAUGUUUUGGCCUAUAUUAUUCACCCUGCAGGCUGUGUGCACCAGCGUGGCACAGGCUAUGCAACAUUACCCGGCGGCCUGGGGACACUAUGACGUGUGCAAGUCGCAGAUCUAUACAGAGGAGGGCUUGGCAUGGGACUACAUGGCUUGUCAGCCUGAAGCCACCGACAUGACAAAGUACCUGCGAGUGGCCCUCGACCCCCCAAAUAUCACGUGUGGAGAUCCGCCCGAGACGUACUGCGCCUUGGAGAAUCCUUACAUGUGCAACAAUGAAUGUGAUGCUGACACUGAGGAGUUGGCUCAUCCUCCCGGGUUAAUGUUUGACUUUGAGGGUAGAAACCCUACAACGUUUUGGCAGUCGACAUCGUGGAAAAAAUACCCAAAGCCUCUGCAGGUCAACAUCACAUUAUCAUGGAACAAGACAAUUGAGCUGACGGAUGAUAUUGUUAUCACUUUUGAAUCGGGACGACCGGAGCAGAUGGUCCUGGAAAAGUCCCUUGACUAUGGCCGUACCUGGACACCUUACCAAUUCUACGCCACGGACUGCCUUGACGCUUUCACGAUGGAACCCAAGACGGUGAAUGAUCUGACCCAACACACUCUGCUGGACAUCAUUUGCACCGAGGACUACUCCCGAGGCUACGUGUGGAAGAACGACAAGACAGUUCGUUUCGAGAUAAAGGCCCGCUUCGCUCUGUUUGCUGGACCUCGUCUUCACAACAUGGCCUCGCUAUACGGCCAGCUGGAUACCACUAAGAACCUGAGGGAUUUCUUCACGAUCACUGAUCUGAGGAUUAAGCUCCUGAAGCCAGCAACUGGAGCUACCAUGGUGGAUGAGAACAAUCUAUCCAGAUACUUCUACGCAAUCUCUGACAUCAAAGUACAGGGCAGGUGCAAGUGCAACCUGCAUGCCAACAGCUGUGUGUUUGACAAGGGAAAGCUGGGCUGUGAGUGUGAGCACAACACCACAGGGCCAGACUGCAGCCGAUGUAAGAGGCACUACCACGGAAGAGCCUGGAGUGUGGGCUCCUACCUCCCCAUACCCAAAGGAACUGCUAAUAUAUGCAUUCCCAGUAAUCACGGACCAGUGCAUCGAGCAAAUGCUUCAUCACUCGGUGUUGCAAAUCGUAACCAAGCUCGGGUGUGCGACAACGCGAUGCUGCGCUGUCAGAACGGCGGCACGUGCCACCACCACGAGCGGUGCCACUGUGCCCCCGGCUUCACGGGCGUCCUGUGCGAGAGAGUUCGCUGCCAGGGUCCCGGCGAGUGUGACGACCAGCUGUCUGGACGGGCAGUCCUCCAUCAUCGCCCCACAGGCCGCCAGCUUUUGCUCUCCCUCGUAGCGACCCUGCUUUCAAUUGUUUCCCUUUGCUGAGAGACACAGAACCAAAUCCUGAAGGAAAAUCCUAAAAACCACAAACGCUGAGACUGAACUUUCAACCUUACAGAGAUAAAGGGAAAAAACAAACAAAGAAUGUGUUGCGCUCAGCGUACAAUAUAAGCGACUCUUUUGUAUAUCCGAGGCCAAUGUGGUGCAUGGGCGACAAUGAAAUUACCGCAGUGGAUUGUGCACUGAUGUGUCAUUCUGAAUGGUAGAAAGAUUUAUAAAAAACUCGGUGAAGACACUGUUGUUUUGUAACUUCACAGAAAAAAGAAACAAAAAAAAACUGCAGGCGCCCUUGCUUUGUGAUAAUGUCAUUGUCUAAUAUUUCAUCAAAAAGAGUCUGGAGGUUCUACUCGGAUUAGAACAAACCACAAUCUGAUGACAAACAGUGAAUAACUAGACACAUGAUUUCUAAGAAUCAUCUGAAGUUAGUGUAGAAUAAUAAUGACCAGAGGGACAUCUUCAAAAAAAAAAUCUCUCCUCACUGCCUCCUCCUUUCUGCUCCUCCUCUUCCUUCCCGUACUCUCCCUUCCUUUCCUCUCCUCUCCCUACGCUUUAGUGAACCUGGUGACUUUACUUUGCUGAAGGGUGUCCGUUGUUUUGCCAAAAUGCUGCACAUGUAUUACUAUAAAUUCCCUUUGACAAGAGCCAGUCUAGUAUAACUUUUAUUUUACAGAGGCUUUGUAGUCUUGCUUGAGCUCACCCAUAUCAGAAAAAAAGUUGUAACAUACUAUAUCUGUAUUUAAUUUUUGUAUAAAACAGAUAUUUUCAUGACUACGCUGAAGAAGAAGAAAAAAAAGAUGUAUUACUUGUUUUUUUUAUUGCCGUGUCCUUCAGUAGAUGUGGACUAAGCGUGAGGACGUUGGUUGUGUUGUUUGUCCUCAUUCCAGAGCUGCUUUCAGAACUAUGUUUACCUUACACACUUACACAAUACACUUCCACCAAAGCUCAAAGGUACAAACAUGUCUUUGUCUUGUUGUUGAGCGAUAAUUUUAUUAGGCAGAAACAUGACAUUUGAGACGAGGUGUGAAGAAUAAAACUGUGUAUUGUUCGUGGACAGCUGCAGACAAACGACACGAGUUGAAUGUCAUUUUUAAAAGGAUUUUUAAAAGCUAUCAGUUUCGUUCCUGGGCCAUUUCACGAAGCACCGGCUGCUGAUAAUGAUAUAUCAGCCUGUGCUGUAACACAUUCCUGUUGUGCUCUUGAAAUGAAGGAGAAUUGAAGGAAUCUCAGGCCGAAAUCUCAUCAACAUUAUGUAAAUUUAAAGAAAAGAAGAUUGCACGGCUGUCGCAGAGGUUGUCCAUCUCCAAUCUGUAAUCAGAUCUAAUCCUUGAAUCGAAUGGUAAGAGGGGAAGGUUUUCGGGAGCUGCUUCGGCUGAAAGCCUGCAUCCUGCUGCGGGAGCAACCAGAAAGCUGCGCGCUCAGAAAACCAGCUUUAAUUUACGGAGGGUCAAUGAAUAGAAAUGAAGGUGCGUCCCACUGGGUGCCAUAUUGAGAAGCGAGACCAAUUUCAUUUGAGAGAUUAAUUUUGCUCCUGAGGUUGUCAUAAAACACCUAAUUGUGCUUGAGUUUUAUGUAAGUGCCUCUCAUUAAAUGACACUGUCUAUGAUAGAACAGCUUUUGUGUUUAAGAAAGCCCGAAAACUACAAUAAGGUGAUUGUAAAAGGUUGAUCCAAAUUUCAAGCAAGGCAUGGGUGUUUUUUCUUAAGAAAUAUGAUGUUUCUGAAAUAAAUGAUAUAAGACUA
Messenger RNA from Austrofundulus limnaeus, 3781 nucleotides. RefSeq names its product netrin-G1. The transcript has 7 exons. The record is from RefSeq and is a predicted model, not a curated record. Lineage: Eukaryota; Metazoa; Chordata; Actinopteri; Cyprinodontiformes; Rivulidae. The coding region runs from base 654 to 2027 and encodes 457 amino acids. Gene Ontology annotation, biological process: axonogenesis; animal organ morphogenesis; tissue development.